AGCUAAACAACGACGACACUCUCCACUCUCUCUCUCUCUCUCAAUCUCAAUCUCACGUCAACGACCGUCGCCGUCACCGGAAAAACGAGUCUCGUCGUCUUGAACAAUGAUCCCUUACGCGACGGUUGAAGAGGCGUCAAUGGCGUUAGGUCGAAACCUCACGAGGCUCGAGGUUGUGUGGUUCGAUUACUCCGCCACAAAGUCCGAUUACUACCUCUACUGCCACAACAUUCUCUUCCUCUUCCUCAUCUUCUCCCUCGUUCCUCUCCCUCUCGUCAUCGUCGAAUCCUUGCGAUCUGCAUCUGGCUGGUUCGAUCGGUAUAAGAUUCAGCCCAAGGUGAAGAACUCGUUCUCCGAUAUGUUCCGGUGUUACAGAGACGUCAUGAAGAUGUUCCUUCUCGUCGUUGGCCCCUUGCAACUCGUUUCUUAUCCUUCGAUCCAGAUGAUUGAGAUUCGAAGUGGAUUGCCAUUACCAUCUUGUUUGGAGAUUGUAGCACAGUUAGUGGUUUACUUCUUGGUAGAGGAUUACACAAACUACUGGAUCCAUAGGUUCUUCCAUUGCAAAUGGGGUUAUGAGAAGAUUCACCAUAUCCAUCAUGAGUACACUGCUCCUAUAGGAUAUGCUGCUCCUUAUGCACAUUGGGCUGAGGUUUUGGUUCUUGGGAUCCCGACGUUUCUUGGACCGGCGAUUGCUCCUGGCCACAUGAUUACCUUUUGGUUGUGGAUAGCUUUACGCCAAAUUGAAGCCAUUGAAACUCACAGCGGAUAUGAUUUUCCAUGGACUCUGACAAAAUACAUUCCGUUCUAUGGUGGAGCUGAGUAUCAUGAUUAUCAUCACUACGUUGGAGGACAAAGCCAGAGCAACUUCGCUUCAGUUUUCACUUACUGCGAUUACAUCUACGGAACUGACAAAGGUUACCGAUUUCAAAAGAAGCUUCUUCAGCAGAUCAAGGAGGAGUCGAAGAAGAGCAACAAGCAGAAUGGAGGAGAGAAAUUCGAUUAGUGCAACUACUCCUCACGAGGAUUGAAGUUUCUAUCAGGUGAUAAAGCAGACGCAGCUUUACUUAUCAUAAGUCAUAAGCAAUCUACUAAUCUCAAAAGUCAAGACUCACAAAAGAAAGUGUAGUUAGUCCUCCUCUUUUCUGAUCUGUCUUGUUUCACAUGGAAAUGCUCCUUAACGACAUUUUCGAUCUGUGUGCGUCUUUCUCGAUCUAAAAGGUUUUUUUUUCUGGUUUCGAACUCUUAGGGAAGGCAUUAUAAUUCUGUAUGGUAGAUAAAAAAGAUCAGAAAGAAUCAUGUUAAAUCGUUGGUGAGUUUUUUUUUUUGUUCGUCUAUCUUUUUAGUUUUGUUUAAUUGUUUUUUUUUCAUUAAUGGAAUUGUAUUGUCAAGAGAAUCCUUCAUUUGGGUAAGCAACUUUGAUCAGUAAAGAUUGGUCAAGAAAUGAUACUAUAUUAACUUACAC
Messenger RNA from Eutrema salsugineum, 1462 nucleotides. Its product is annotated as methylsterol monooxygenase 1-2. The transcript is spliced from 5 exons. Gene Ontology annotation, molecular function: iron ion binding; C-4 methylsterol oxidase activity. Bases 107 to 1003 code for a protein of 298 amino acids. Gene Ontology annotation, biological process: sterol biosynthetic process. The record is from RefSeq and is a predicted model, not a curated record. Lineage: Eukaryota; Viridiplantae; Streptophyta; Magnoliopsida; Brassicales; Brassicaceae.